AAAAGAAAAAUUUAUCGAUUUUGUUUUCUGAUCUAUCUGCGCCAGAAGACACCUUCAAAUUCGAUCUUUCACUCUUUCAAACGAAGAUCCAUGUCUCUUUGACAAAGGAGAAAUCUCUGUCUCUGUAGGAUUUGAGGCUUUAGUAGGUGUGGAGAUAGAGAGACAGAGAGAGAAAGAGCUAUGUGGAGUUCGAUUGAGAAUUUAAAGGAGAACUUGAACAAGAUCGCGCUUGAUGUGCAUGAAGACGACGAAGAAGAAGACGAUCUCCACAGAUACGGUUCCUCUAAUGGCAUCGGUGAUGUAUCGGACUCUGAUCGGAGAAAUUCCAGUGGUUUUAGGUCUUCCAGGUCCGUUUCGAGGUAUCCAAUCUCCAAUGGAAUCGAAUCACCUGUUAAUCAUGAGAUUGAACGGUAUAAGGUAGAGAUUAAAAAGCUUCAGGAUUCUGAAGCAGAUAUCAAAGCUUUAUCAGUGAAUUACGCGGCUCUAUUAAGAGAAAAAGAGGAUCAGAUUUCUAGAUUGAACCAGGAGAAUGGCUCACUGAAACAAACGCUGACCUCAACUAGUGCCGCUCUGAAAGAAGCUAGAACCGACAUUUCCAGGGAAUCAAACAAUAAUGCUAUCAAGGGAAAAAACGAUCAGUCACCCAACCGGCUUCAAAAAUCUAUAUCAAAUUUAAAAAGUCGAAGCCAUUUGUCCAAUGGAAAAGGGAAGGAUGCCGAUUUACAGAUAACGGAAACGGAGCUUGCAGAUAUGCUAGAAAGUAGAACCAAGUCACUGGCAGCUGUUCAAGCGAAAGAGCUUGCCAAAGAGCGUGAAAAAAUAAGAGAUCUGCAGCUUUCUCUACAGGAGGAGCGGAAACGGAGUGAAUCUUUCAAGGAGGAAAUCGAGUCUCUGAGGUUAGAUAAGAAAAAAACCUCCUUGGAGAUUAGCAAAGUUCGUAGUGAAAUGGAUGCAAAAUUACAAGAAAUAAAACAUUUACAGAUAAAGUUGAAUGGCCAGGAGAGCCACGCUUUUGGAACUGCCAUGGAACAUCUAAAAGAAGUUAACAAAGCUUUGGAGAAGGAAAACAGCGAGCUUAAGUUGAAACGAAGUGCGCUAGCAGCUGAUAUGGAAGAAAGCAAGAUGCCAACCAGUAGCAAAGUCUUCCCAGACGCCACAGGGGCUCUGACUAGACAUCUUAGUAGUUUGGACAAGGAGAAACAUGAAAGCUUUCCUCAUAAAGAAGAAAUGGAGCAAUCUUUGCAGAGGUUGGAAACAGAUUUAAAGGAAACACGACGGGAUAGGGAUAAGGCACGGCAAGAACUAAAACGGCUUAAACAACACUUGUUAGAAAAGGAAACCGAGGAGUCUGAGAAAAUGGAUGAAGAUAGCCGGUUGAUUGAAGAACUCCGCCAAACUAAUGAAUAUCAAAGGUCUCAGAUAUCACAGUUGGAGAAAACACUUAAGCAGGCAAUGGCUAAUCAGGAGGAUAACAGGCUGAGCAAUGAUAAUCAAAUCCGGAAGUUAAAGGAAACAGUCGAUGACUUAAAUCAAAAGCUUACAAAUUGUUUGAGAACGAUUGAGUCCAAGAAUGUGGAACUUUUAAAUCUUCAAACUGCUCUUGGCCAGUACUAUGCGGAAAUCGAAGCUAAGGAGCAUUUUGCACAAGAACUUGCGGUGGCUAAAGACGAGUUGAUGAAGCUUUAUGGUCGUUUGAAAGAUGCUGAUGAGCGGUUAGAGUCAUCGAAGAAAGAAAAGGAAGACGUCACAUCCAAGCUGUUGCACGUCGAAAAGGUUGCAGCUGAAUGGAAAAACAGAGUGAGCAAGGUUGAAGAAGAUAAUUCAAAAGUACGCCGCGUUCUUGAACAGAGCAUGACGAGGCUAAAUAGAAUGUCAAUGGAGUCGGAUUACCUAGUUGAUAGGCGUAUCGUUAUCAAAUUGCUGAUAACGUACUUCCAGAAGAAUCAUAGCAAAGAGGUGUUGGACCUCAUGGUUCGGAUGCUGGGAUUCUCAGAGGAAGAUAAAGAGCGGAUUGGAGUGGCACAACAAGGAGGAGGUAAAGGUGUUGUAAGAGGCGUAUUGGGCUUUCCCGGUCGCUUUGUUGGGGGAAUCUUGGGUGGGAAAUCUGCAGAUUCACAUGCUAAUGCAGCUUCUGAUAACCAGUCUUUUGCGGAUCUGUGGGUUGAUUUCUUACUGAAAGACGCGGAAGAGCGAGAAAGAAGAGAAGCAGAAGAGGCAGCAGCAACCAAAGCUAGGCAAGAAUCGGAGAAGACAAGACAAGACGCGGCUUUGUCUGAUUCGGAAUUCUCGACGGUGCCUCUCAGAUCAUCGGAGAGUAAUCAACGGCUUUCGAGAUUGCUUCCUUAAGAAGGUAACUAGAGAUACAUACAUACAUUAUAAUAGACAUUUGUAAACUUUGUAAUUAUGAUGAUCUCAUACGUGUUCCUUUU
Molecule: messenger RNA, 2429 nt
Organism: Eutrema salsugineum
Lineage: Eukaryota; Viridiplantae; Streptophyta; Magnoliopsida; Brassicales; Brassicaceae
Product: golgin candidate 3
Exons: 15
Coding region: 181-2346 (721 amino acids)
Biological process (GO): endoplasmic reticulum to Golgi vesicle-mediated transport; Golgi organization
Cellular component (GO): Golgi apparatus
Molecular function (GO): small GTPase binding
Source: RefSeq, a predicted model, not a curated record